AUGGUGGAAUAUGGCAAUUACACGGAGCUGAACUACGGUGACACGCCAUACCCGGACGAUGGAACUCAAUGGUUGGAUUCACCUACGUCCAACCAAGUGUUGGGCAUCGAAGAGACCGAAGAGACGUCCACCAUACCGUCGGACAUGAUACCCACAGGGACCGGAGGUGAGUACCUAAAUGUGCACUUGCCUCGUGCCUUGCUCCAAGUCGAAUAA
Macrosiphum euphorbiae (potato aphid) is the source of this 216-nucleotide messenger RNA. The record is from the annotation of a GenBank genome assembly. Lineage: Eukaryota; Metazoa; Arthropoda; Insecta; Hemiptera; Aphididae.